AUACAAAGAAGAACAGCGCCUAUUUUUAACCCUUCAAAUCCCAUAUAUAUCACCUAUCUCCAUUGAAGCAUAAUUCAAAAAGGCACUAGUUACUCUUCUUCCCUUCAUUUUCUCCUUUUUGUAUUUUCAGAAUCCAGUUUUAGCAGAUCGAAUCAAGAUGAAUGGAUCUUCUUCUGAAAUCUCACCUGCCAACAGGCUUGAAGGAAAGGUAGCUGUGAUCACCGGAGGAGCUAGUGGCAUAGGGGCUGGCACUGCAAAGUUGUUCGUUAGAAACGGAGCCAAAGUAGUGGUUGCAGAUGUCCAAGAUGAGCUUGGCCACAAUCUUUGCAAACAGCUUGGCUCUGAAGAUAUUAUCUCUUACGUCCACUGCGACGUCACAUCUGAUUCUGAUAUGAAAAAUGCUGUGGAUUUGGCCGUAUCCAAGUACGGAAAGCUUGAUAUCAUGUUUAGCAAUGCUGGUAUUGCAGGUGGCAUGGAUAAUACAAUUUUAGGCACAGAUAAUGAUGAUUUCAAUAGGGUAUUCGAAAUCAAUGUGUUUGGUGGUUUCCUGGCAGCUAAACAUGCUGCCAGAGUCAUGAUUCCGGCAAAAAAGGGCUCCAUCCUUUUUACUUCUAGUAAUUCUGCAGCAACUUGCUUGUGCGCUCCUCAUCCUUAUGCCACAUCAAAACACGCACUCAACGGUUUAGCCAAGAACUUGUGUGCAGAGCUGGGACAAUAUGGGAUAAGAGUGAAUUGUAUUUCUCCAUUUGGAGUGAUAACUCCAUUUCUAUUGCAAUCUUUUGGGCUGACGGAGGCCAACGAGAUGAUCACGAACAAGAUUCACCAAGCGGUUUCCUCUGCAGCAAUCUUGAAAGGGGAGAUAUUGGAAGUGGAAGAUGUAGCAGAAGCAGCGGUUUACUUGGCAAGCGAUGAGUCCAAGUUUGUGAGCGGCAUGAAUUUGGUUAUCGAUGGAGGCUAUAGUAUUGCUAAUCCUGCAAUUGCCAAUGCGCUAAAAAGCUUAGCAUCUUCUUGAGAGCCUGUGUUGUUUAUUUAGUGGCAUAUCCGAUUCCACCUUUUUGGGCAAAAAGUUGGAGGUUCCUUAUAAGUAUGUGAAUCAAAUUGUACGCUGUCACCAAUAUUAUAAUAAUAAUAAUAAUUUUUUCUUUCUUA
Ricinus communis (castor bean) is the source of this 1149-nucleotide messenger RNA. Its product is annotated as short chain aldehyde dehydrogenase 1. Bases 158 to 1012 code for a protein of 284 amino acids. Lineage: Eukaryota; Viridiplantae; Streptophyta; Magnoliopsida; Malpighiales; Euphorbiaceae. The record is from RefSeq and is a predicted model, not a curated record. The transcript is spliced from 2 exons.